AAUGUUUUGAUUAUGACGAUGACCUUUUAUUGUUCUUCAUCAUACUAGACAUUGCAGCUCCCAUCGGCAAGCAGCCGCUGUAUGUGUGUGCAAAGAGAGAGAGAGAGAGAGAGAGAGAGAGAGAUCAGCCCGUGCCAAUAAUGCAAUUUCACUUACAGAGGGAGAGAGAUUUUCUCUUUAAUAUAAAAACAGUUUAUUGACGGAGGACGAUGGACUGACAAACUGAUUCAAGGCGAACUUUCACCGGACACGCGCGAAUUUGUCAUUUAACGCCAGAAGGAUUGUAUUCGGUCUCUUAUUAAUGAUACCUUUAGUCUGUAAUAAUAAGAACAGUAAUAACUGGUAAUUCUUAAUAACUGGUAAACAUUUACUGUGAUCUCCGUAAUAUCUACUAAUCAAUUAGGCACCCAGUGUUCUUCGUGAGAACUGAAUUUCCAGGUGUACGUCAUCAUGGCAUUUGGGUGCCUCACCCUCUGGGAGAGACGGAACUGCAUCAGUCUAUCAGACGUAACAGAAAAAUAUGAGAUUGGACACACGCUCAGGGUGAAAGAGUUUUGUGAGCUCUGCGUGGCAAAGGAGCGGCUUUCCGGCAAGGUCUUCUUCUGCAAGAAAUUCCUCAAGAAAGAUGGGAGGAAAGUGCGCAAAGCAGCUAAGAAUGAGAUCAUGAUUCUGAACAUGGUGAGGCACCCUAAUAUACUACAGCUGAUUGAUACAUUUGAGACCAGGAAGGAAUACUUCAUUAUCCAGGAGCUGGCUACAGGGGGCGACGUGUUUGACUGGAUUCUGGACCAGGGAAACUACACGGAGAGGGACGCCUCCUGUGUCAUCCGGCAGGUGCUGGAGGCUGUGGCCUACCUACACUCACUCAGCAUCGUCCACAGGAACCUGAAGCUGGAGAAUCUUAUAUAUUACACAGAAAAUAACCACAACAAAGUGGUACUCCGCGACUUCUACUUGUCGAGGUUUGAAAAUAACGGCAUCACAGAGCCGUGUGGUACUCCUGAGUACUUGGCACCCGAAGUUGUGGCCCGGCGCCGGUAUGGUUGCCCAAUUGACUGCUGGGCUGUUGGUGUCAUCAUGUUCAUACUCUUGUCUGGAAAUCCUCCAUUCUACGAUGAAACCGAGGAAGACGACACUGAUCAGCACAACCGCAUACUCUUCUGUCGUAUCGUGGCUGGAGAGUUUGAGUUUGACUCCCCCUACUGGGAUGACAUAUCUCCUGCAGCAAAAGAACUUGUGUGCAAGUUGAUGGAGGUGGACCCCAUGCUGAGAGUCACGGCGCAGAAUGCUUUGACUCAUGACUGGAUCGCAGGCCAAGGGGCUUCGGAAAAAAAUCUGAAAGACGGAGUUUGCGCCCAGUUCAAGAAAAACUUUGCCAAAGCCAAAUGGAGGAAAGCGAUUCGCGUCACCACCUUCAUGCAGCGGCUCCGCUCCAUGGAGUCCAGCGGAGGGCCAGGCGAUGAAGACGUUGGAGCAGAGGUUGGGGAUGAAGCUGGAGGGAAGGGGGACGUGGAGGAGGUGGCUUCGGGGAGCACUGUGGAACUUUCCAAAGGAGGGCAGGCUGAAAACAAAGCCAUCGGCGAAAAAGAGGGGGGAGGUGAAAAUGGGGAUGUGGAAAAGGUAAGAGGAGACACAUGCCGUGGAGGUACAAGAGGUGGUGGUGCAGGAGAAAUCGGCUCAGCGAAACCACAGGCCUUGCUGAAAUCAAUGGGUGAAGGUACAGACACGAACAGUGCUGGGGGGAAGAAGGAAACUGUGACAGGGACAGGAGAAGCGAUGAUGUCAGAUGACAGAGCAUCCAGUGCCUAUCAGAAGACCUACAACAGCGAGGGCAUGAAGGAUUCAUGCGGUGCAGUGACCCAGAACUGCCAAAAGAGGGAGCCAGUGAUCUCUCCACAAUUGAAUGAUUGUUCAGGGCCUACUGCAAUGACAGUGACUCCAACAGCAGUUCAGAAGAUACCAUCGCUGGCAGACAAGAAGAUGCCAGAUGUGUCUACAGGAACCAGGUGCCAGUCUCAGCUUCCUGGGGCCAUGACAGGAAUUUCGCUGAACAGGUCGGAAGAUCUGAAACAAACAAGCAGCAAUGCUGGUGAAGAUGGAGGGGACCUUAAACUGAGCAUGAGCACCAGAAAAGGUGAGAAUUCCUGCACGUUAGCAGGUUCUCCAGGACUUGGGAACAAUAAUGGUGCGUCAGGUCAGAAACAGGGUGAGAUGCCAAGCCCGGGCCUUCGCUGCUCCCCCUGUCCCAGUGGUGCUACGUCUCUCGAUUUCGGGAAGGCAGAGGGAAGAAGCAGCGACUGGCAGAUGGACAGCGCCAUCGAGCAGAUCGAGAAGCACAUGGCAGCGGUGUUCGAAAAAAUGGAGGAGGACCUCCCCUCCCUACUGGAUCACAUUGCUGAGCCCCCCAAGAGAGGCACCUAGUCGCCCCCCCCAUUUCAGCUAUAUACAGAGGGCCAAACUACUCCCUCACUAUUCUUGGCCUCUCAUCAAAGCCUUCAAACCCCCCCCCCAUCCCUCAGACACCCCCUCAACCCUCGCAACCCCACCCCAAAGUAAUCCCCAAUGGUUUGGAGUGCCAGUGUUCAGCAGGUUCUCCAUCCUACCUGGUGGAACCGUGGCAGAUCUCGGGCAGAUAGUAACUCAUAAGGUAGGAUAGAACACCUGCUGGAUACUGGCCCUCCAGAAUCUCGGUUGCCUACCCCUGGCCUAGCCAGCCACCAAGAACAUCUAUGGUGGACAGAGACCGUACUAAGUGACCCAUGUACAUAAAACACAUUUAAGCACACAAGACACUGGCGAACAAAGCACGUGAAACAUGCACACAAAAAAAAACAAAUGCACACACACAAAAUGUACAGAUACAUACAAAUUAUUUUUUGCAUCGGAGACUUUAAGAUGGUGUCGUCAUGCACCGGUGUGAAGAAUAUACUUUCCACGGCAGCUGCCUGCAUUAAGACACCGAGAGCUCAGCGUGUCGUCCUGUAUUCGGGGAAGAUCUGAAAACAGCUUUGAGAAAACAUAUCAACUAGUACAAGCAGCAGGCUGUCAAUUACAGACAGGUAAACCUUAAUAUAGAGACAUAUUUUAAAAAGGAAAUAUGAAAAUACAUAAAACAGACUUUCAUAGUAAUAUAUUAUUUCCAAGUUUCCCGCUUACAUAAUCUGUGUAUAUAAAAAUUGCUAAAUGAAAAUAUGGCGGGAAAACACUAGCGCAUGCUCAGGUCCCUGUACGAAUACUGACCUCCUCCUAUUACUGACCUUCUCGUUGACCUUUGCACCUAUUACUCAGUUGUCAAAUGCGUUUUAUCCUUUUAUUUUUUUCAGAUUCAUUUACUUUUUUGUUUUUAGUAUUAUGGUUGUGGCUGCAGUUAUUUUCAAGGACACAUUCAUGAUUUCAUGAGUUUUGUUCGCACUCUGUAAUCAUUUCAAUAAAAGUCAAACGAAAGCUGUUUUGCGUUAUCAUGUGUGCUGUAUGUAUGUGCGUACAAUGAAAACUCAGUCCACGCCGGAAAAGCACUAAGCAAGACCGUUCGCUUUUGUGUAGAAUGAUUGUGAAUUUCGUCAAUGAGCAUUACUGGAAAUGUCAGCCAGCAGAAAAAAUGGAAUCCCUUUGCACUGGAGAGACAUAGAGUGACAAUAUAACCAAAGCCAAAAUAAGGGUAUUGGAUUAAUCCAUUUGACAUGACAUUUCAUGCUGGGGUAAGAAUAUAUAGGGCCCUGUCCUCUGAGCUUCUACAGCUGUCCAUGUCGUAACAGACACCUACACAAAAACGCAGAACCGCUUUGAGGCAAGAACCCAGUCUCAUUUACGGACUCAAAACAUAGUCAUUACCCACGUCUCAGGGAACGAACGAGGGAGGGGGUCGCUACAGGCACCACGAAGCGAAAAGGAGCUGAUCAACGCCCCUGUGUUUCCUCCUCUCCACCGUGGGUCUCCAGAGGCCUGUUUAAAAGGCAGCCUAAUUGCCGCCAUCUGAGUGCGGUUAACUCGUCUAGUGCAGGUGCUCCGGCUCGCAGACAGCAGAUGGUCCGUGAGUCUCCCAGCUGCCUGCCGUGCAUUUUGACAUUAUAUUCGAACACGUAGGUGUUCACUUUUCAUGAGUCUCACGCUAACGAUCAAUACUCACAAGUGUGGAUCAACUUUCUCAUUGUAUUACAUCCAAGCCACAUUCUUUAUUCUAUGAUAAUUUAUAGAGGUGUAAAGUUCAGGUCCAGAAAGUACAAAUCCAGACCAUGGAUUAUACUCAACCAACCAGGUGAGUAUAAAGAGUCACAAUCACGGAGUGCUCAGCUGGCUGGUUGAAACAAAACCUUGGCCUGGAUUUGUACUUUCUGGACCUGA
Molecule: messenger RNA, 4341 nt
Organism: Brienomyrus brachyistius
Lineage: Eukaryota; Metazoa; Chordata; Actinopteri; Osteoglossiformes; Mormyridae
Product: caM kinase-like vesicle-associated protein
Exons: 11
Coding region: 451-2421 (656 amino acids)
Biological process (GO): peptidyl-serine phosphorylation
Cellular component (GO): intracellular anatomical structure
Molecular function (GO): calcium/calmodulin-dependent protein kinase activity; ATP binding; calmodulin binding
Source: RefSeq, a predicted model, not a curated record